Molecule: messenger RNA, 1516 nt
Organism: Uranotaenia lowii
Lineage: Eukaryota; Metazoa; Arthropoda; Insecta; Diptera; Culicidae
Product: vitellogenin-1-like
Exons: 5
Coding region: 295-1425 (376 amino acids)
Biological process (GO): lipid metabolic process
Molecular function (GO): lipase activity
Source: RefSeq, a predicted model, not a curated record
GAUUCGAGCAAAACGGAAAGAGUAGCAUUCGCGACGAAUUCCCGGAGAAAAAUACGAGGUGAAUUAGUACAUAGAAUAACGCGCGCGAAAUUUGAAGUCCGAUUGUUACUGCGGCAAGUGCGAGGAGCCCUAGUGAGACAGUUCUCUCUGGUGUCCUUGGAGACAUCUGGUGGCUCAACCAAAACACAUAAAAUUGAUUGAAAACGGUCGUUGGAACUUUACACACGUUUCAAGGCGUAGCUUGUACAUCAGUUCAUCAGUGGCUUAAGUUAGAAGUUGCACAUAAUUCCAAUAAUGUUGCUGGUCCAGGCGGCAUUGGUGGGAGCAUGUCUGCUAGUCUUUCCGGUAGCAACGUUCGAUUUGGGAGAUCUGGCCAAACGCACCGGCGAUGUGGCCAAGGUAGCCGGUAGAACGGCAGUAGGAGUGGCCACCAAAUUACCCGAGAUUUUUACCCCGGAACAGCUGCUUGAUUUCGGUAAGCAGUCGAUAGCAGGUGUCCCUUUGGAAGCUCUGGCUGCAACCAUCAAUAAGAUAUGUUCAAUAGCCGUUUCCACAAAUGCGACAGAAUCGGAAAGUUCUGUAAAUAUUUCGGAAAUGAAUUAUGUUUUGAUGACCAACGAUAACAACCUAACUAUUCCUCUGCUUGAAUCGGAUGACCUUUGGAGUAAUUCCGCCUUCAAUGAAUCCAUAAAUACAGUGAUCUUGGUUACGGGAUGGACUUCGAACAUCAAAGGACCCAGCAAGACCAUCGACACGUUCUACCUGGCUUACCAGGAACGAGGGGAUAACAAUUUCAUAGUUAUUGACACCUCCCAGUACGUGGACACCCUGUACACGUGGUCUGCCUUCAAUACAAAUGAACUGGGUAAAGCUUUGGCCAAGGGAUUGGAAGGCCUUAUCAAGUAUGUUCCAAUAGGAAAUAUCCAUUUAAUUGGACACAGCUUGGGGGCACACAUCGUGGGAUCUGCUGGGCGGCACUUCCAAUUCCUGACCAACCAGUCACUUCCUCGGAUAACCGGGCUGGAUCCGGCGAAUCCAUGCUUCAACGAAGGCGAAGCGUUGAGCGGAAUAGCGCGUGGAGAUGCUGACUUCGUAGACAUCAUUCACACUAACUCUAAAGUUCUCGGAAAACGGGAUCCAAUUGGCGAUGCCGAUUUCUAUCCCAAUGGGGUUGUUUCUGUCCAGCCCGGCUGCCUAGAUCCGGCAUGUUCCCAUGCUCGGGCCUGGGAACUGUUCGCGGAAACGGUCGUCCCCGGAAAGGAAAACAACAUGAUGGCUACCAAGUGUAAUUCGAUUUCUUCCCUGGAUACCGGAGCAUGUCCGGGUAGGUCCAUUCCUAUGGGUUAUGCUUGUCCAAAAACGGCCAAGGGUAGCUUCUUCCUGAAGACCAAUAACAAGGCACCGUUUGGUUACGUUAAGAAGUAACGUCCUACUUUUGAAUGUUUAGGAAUAAGUGUCUUAUUAUAUUAACAAUACUGAAAUCGAAUCGUUGUACGAAAUGUUUCCGUUUUAUUUA